GGAAUUUUAAAUCUCAAUUCAAUUCAUGCCCUCGCUCUUUUAGACUAUCUAUGUCAAUACCCAAAGUCUGCCUGUUGACUUGGUUGUGCAAAUCUGGAUUUAAAUUUCUUUCCAAUUGGAACUUACUCAGAGUUGGGAUUUUGGACCAUAUUUACAACUCUUCCCUACAGAAAUGAAACUUCCAAGUAACUUCACCCAACCCACCAACAAUUCCAAACAACCACACACAUAUAUAGCUCAUUUUUCUAACCCCUAGCCACAGUUCAAAAUCUCAAUAUGAAUUUUCCAUAUUCCAUCACAAACUGGACCAUGCCCCAUUUCUUUAUUAAUUUCCAAAACACAGAGUAAAAUCAACGGAAAGAAUCAACCUUUCUUUUCCUCUUCUUUCCUUCAUUUUUCCUUCCACAAACCAUAUUUAUAUCCCUCCACUUAUUUCCCAUUUCAUUUCUCUCAACCCUUCACUUCCCAAGAUUCCUCUUCCACAAAAGUACCCCAUAUAUAUAUGUAUCUCUAUAUAUAUAUAUAUAUAUGCCUUUGGACUGCAAUUGAAGUUGUAUCAACUAUAUUUUACUGUAAUUCUCUGGAAUAUCAAAAGCGCAACACAACUGAUAUCAUAAUUUAGAACCUUGCUAACUACCUUAUAGCAAGUGAUGUAUCACAGUUUAGAAAUCACCAUUUUGAAUGCCGAAAACCUCCACAUGAAUAAAAAUUUGAUAAAGAAAAAUGCAUUUGUUUCUCUUCAGUUUGAUUCAAGUAAUGAAAUUUGUUACUCCACCAAAGAAAUUUCAGAAGAAUGUGGUGGUGUAAGCUGCCCUUCAUGGAAUGAGAAGUUUAUAAUAGAGGUUCCAUUGAAUGCAAUGUUUAUAAUAGCUGAUGUGAAAUGCAAAUCAUCAUGGGGGAAUAUUAGGAGUGUUGGAAUGGCAAGAAUACCAGUGUCGGAUUUGUAUGUGCAAGAUCAAGUGCAAUUUUUGAGUUAUAGGCUAUGGGAUAAUAAGGUUAGGAGAAAUGGUGUUAUCAAUAUUUCAGUGAGGGUAAAAGGGCUGGAAAAUUCUUCUCCAGCAACCGGAAUUCCGGUGGUCGAAGAUGUUCCACUGCUGUUGUAACUGGGAUUCCAAUUUGGAUAAGCAAUCUUUGAAGGGAUUGUUAUUUGUUUGUUACAAUGUACAAAAAAUGGAGCAACAAAGAAAAAGUGAACAUGUAUAUUCUGCUAUGUGCUAAGAUGAUAAUUUCUAACCAAAAAAUAUACAGCAAUAAGAUUAUGAUAAUAUUUUUCUACUUCAAAACAUAGAAGAAACUAUAUCUUGCUUUGGAAACAUUAAAACAAACAUGCACUAAAUCAAGUAUUCAUUAUUUACCAUAUAAAGUGUCUCAAACAUUAUAUUUUGCAACUGUGAAAUUACAAGACAAACAUUAUUUGUACACGGGGAUUAUAAUAUUUUCAUGCUACCUUUAUGACCUUGCAAUUUAAGAGAUAUACAGUAAUAAUAAACAAUAGGUGUGACCUUGAGCAAGAAAUCUAAUUCCUGUUGUAGGUGAUCCCUAUCUAGUCAAGUUAUGAGCUAUAAGAUGAAAAGACUCAAAUUAUUCAUAUAUACCCAUGGAAACAAAUUGUUCCCAAUAUGGUUAGUUGGAAACCGCAGGUCAUAGACAACAGGAUGAACCAAGUUGAAUUACUGAUAAAAACUAGAGAUGGAAAAAUCAAAUCAAUCUCUAACAUGUAGCGGCGACAGAAUUAGAAACAAAUUUCAUUUUUUCCGUCUUGAAUUUUUGUCGGUAAUUCUAGUAGUGUGCUUGCAAUGUGAA
Molecule: messenger RNA, 1803 nt
Organism: Cicer arietinum (chickpea)
Lineage: Eukaryota; Viridiplantae; Streptophyta; Magnoliopsida; Fabales; Fabaceae
Source: RefSeq, a predicted model, not a curated record